Messenger RNA from Zalophus californianus (California sea lion), 588 nucleotides. RefSeq names its product low molecular weight phosphotyrosine protein phosphatase-like. Bases 1 to 588 code for a protein of 195 amino acids. Gene Ontology annotation, molecular function: non-membrane spanning protein tyrosine phosphatase activity; acid phosphatase activity. The record is from RefSeq and is a predicted model, not a curated record. Gene Ontology annotation, cellular component: cytoplasm. NCBI's taxonomy places the organism in Eukaryota, Metazoa, Chordata, Mammalia, Carnivora, Otariidae. Gene Ontology annotation, biological process: protein dephosphorylation. The transcript has 2 exons.
AUGAAAGAGAAGAAACAAUAUAAAAAGAAAGAAAAAGCUAUCGAAAGAAAUAAGAUCCAGAUCAAUAUGUACAGAGGCGCUCAGUGGGUGCCUGGGUGUGCACGCGGGAAGAUAGCUGAGCAGGUGCCAAAGUCUGUGCUCUUCAUGUGUCUGGGUAACAUCUGUCGGUCACCCAUUGCAGAAGCAGUUUUCAGAAAACUUGUAACUGAGCAAAAGCUUUCAGAUCAUUGGAGGAAAGAAAGUGCAGCAACAUCCACGUAUGAAAUAGGAAACCCUCCUGACUAUCUAGGGCACAGUAGCAUGAAGAAGAACGGUAUCCCCAUGAAUCACACUGCCCGGCAGGUUACUAAGGAAGACUUUGCCACAUUUGAUUAUAUACUAUGUACGGAUGAAAGCAAUCUGAGAGACUUAAAUAGAAAAAGUAAUCAAAUUAAAAACUACAAAGCUAAAAUUGAACUACUUGGGAGCUAUGAUCCACAAAAUCAGCUCAUUAUUGAAGACCCCUAUUAUGGGAAUGAGUCCGACUUUGAGACUGUCUACCAGCAGUGUGUGAGGUGCUGCAGAGCCUUCCUGGAGAAGGCCCACUAA